AUGGAAAAGAAAGCUUCUCAACCUACAGAAGAUGGCCAACAAUCCAACUCUGCAACCAAGGCUGUGGCUGAAGUUCUUACUAAGCACACUAAGAAGCCAAUGUUUCUUAAGCAUGUGGGGGUCCAGCACGUGCAUGUGAGAUCUAGUCGUAGCGAUCGUGAGGCGGAACAGGAAGGGCAGAAGAGGGGAAAUGCUAAGCUUCGGGUCCUUGUUCAAACCCCAAACAAUAAGUUACAUGAAUUAGAAGAAGCAAGGAUCAGGCAAGAAGAAGAAAGGACCAAGCAAGAAGAGGAGAACGGGAAAAAGCAAGCUGAGCUGGAAGCUAAAUUAGACUUUUUACUAAAUCAGAUUCAUGCAAGAUAA
Molecule: messenger RNA, 363 nt
Organism: Triticum turgidum subsp. durum (durum wheat)
Lineage: Eukaryota; Viridiplantae; Streptophyta; Magnoliopsida; Poales; Poaceae
Source: the annotation of a GenBank genome assembly